Messenger RNA from Anopheles bellator, 1492 nucleotides. RefSeq lists its product as uncharacterized. The transcript has 7 exons. Lineage: Eukaryota; Metazoa; Arthropoda; Insecta; Diptera; Culicidae. The coding region runs from base 79 to 1386 and encodes 435 amino acids. Gene Ontology annotation, molecular function: protein binding. The record is from RefSeq and is a predicted model, not a curated record. Gene Ontology annotation, biological process: positive regulation of transcription by RNA polymerase II; cytokine production.
GUGCUUGUUUGCCGGCAGCAUAACCAAGCAUUUAAGGAUUAAAAUUUUCUUGUUUUAAGUAAUUUGUUACUGUUUACAAUGGCUAGGCAUGAUAUUUUUGGCAAUCUCGAUAACUAUUUAGCAAAUGACAACAAUAGUUGUGACACAGCCGAGCUUCAGGAACUAAAGCGCGAAAAUGCUAGAAGGAACAUAACAAAAGAAAAUCCUAAACGUGGGAAAAUAAAUAUGUCUCUCUCAAAGAAAAGGACCGCAAAAGCCUCUAAAGAUGCCGUUCAAACGGAAAAAAUUACUGCCUGUGAGGAAAGGUUGGAAUGCAACACACACCAGCAGACAUCGGACACUGUAGCUCCUACGCCAGAGCAUACGGAAGGCAUAAGUUUACAUGAAGAUAUGCAAGAAUUGGUUCGUAAAUAUGACUUUGCGUGCUGUAAUCCGAAUCCGCAGGUGGCAAAGAACCUCAAGAAAAAGUAUAGGUUUUACUAUAAAACUAAACAGGCCUUCGAUAAAAUACAUCGGUCCUACAAAACAAAACAUCCGGUGGCUCUCACUGAGAUAGCAGUUUUUAGGGAAAAAAUGAAAACGGUCGCAGAUAAACUGGAUACAUUAUUUGUUGAAGCCAAAAACAUGCGUCAGGCAGAAGAACCCAACAUUGCAACGAGUGGCGGGCGCCACAAACGGCCAAACCUUAACCUGGGACCCCCGAUAGCCGUGAUAACAUUAGAUGAAGAUGAUCCUCCCGCAGUUCGGCCCCGUCGUUCCCUGAGACUCACUGGGUCAACUAGUCAAGAACAAACUGAAUCUGUUAUAACCUUGGAUUCGGAUGAAGAAACUGAAGCACCAUGCUCGCAACUGGAUCAGUCAUUUGAGGCAGAAAACUACGAAAUGCGAAUUAAGGUGAAAUGGGGCGGAAAUAUCGAAACCUUCAAUCAUCGGAAACAUCAGAAGUUUAUGGAUAUCAUCACACAACUGGCAGUAAGGGAACACGCCGACAAAGAAUGCAUUCUGCUAAAUCUGAACGAUCGCGUCAUCUAUGCCAACGAUACACCGGACACCAUCGGGUAUAAAACGUACCAGUUUAUCUCUGGACGCAUUCUUCAGGAAAAGGCUCCAACACUGUCCAAGGCCGGCCCUGCAACAUCAGCAACAACGACUGGAGCUAACCUCAUUACACUAAAGGUGCAGCUGGAAAAGCGCAAGGAACCGUUGCGUCUGCAGAUUAACAAAGACCAAAAGAUGGUUGUGCUGGUGGUCAAGUGUGCCGAAGAGCUGAAAUGCGAACCGGCGAAAAUUAGGCUAUACUUCGACGGUGAACUGGUUAACAACGACAGCAAACCGGAAGAACUAGAAUUGGAAGGCGACGAGAUGCUGGACGUCCACAUGGUAUAAUAACCGGUUAUAGUUUGUAACGUCGGUUGAUAUUUUUCCCUUUUAGAUCCUAAGUUUUAUCAUAACAAAUAUGUGACUUGGAUUCUGUAUUUCAAUUCUAUCUCAU